This is a messenger RNA of Glycine soja, 1096 nucleotides long. RefSeq names its product glutathione S-transferase U18-like. Lineage: Eukaryota; Viridiplantae; Streptophyta; Magnoliopsida; Fabales; Fabaceae. Gene Ontology annotation, biological process: glutathione metabolic process. The transcript is spliced from 2 exons. The coding region runs from base 87 to 785 and encodes 232 amino acids. Gene Ontology annotation, cellular component: cytoplasm. The record is from RefSeq and is a predicted model, not a curated record. Gene Ontology annotation, molecular function: glutathione transferase activity.
UACAUAAAACUCCACAUUUCCUGCUGAGUAACCUAACAAAACAAACACAAUAUUGCUCCGUGUUUGACCUGUUAUAGUAAACAGUGAUGGCUGAAAGGGACUUGAGGCUUUUGGGUGCUUGGUUCAGUCCAUUUGCCCUGAGGGUGCAGAUUGCCCUUAACCUCAAGGGUUUGGAUUAUGAGGUUGUUGAAGAGACUUUGAAUCCCAAAAGUGAAUUGCUUCUUAAGUCCAACCCUGUGCACAAGAAAAUCCCAGUUUUCUUCCAUGGAGAUAAAGUCAUAUGUGAAUCUGCAAUCAUAGUUGAGUACAUAGAUGAGGUUUGGUCCAACAAUGCUCUCUCCAUCCUUCCACAAAAUGCAUAUGAUCGAGCUAAUGCCCGAUUUUGGGUUUCUUACAUCGAUGACAAGUGGCUUACGUCCUUGAAAAGUGUUCUAGCGACUGAAGAUGAUGAGGCAAAGAAGCUACACUUUGAGCAAGCGGAAGAAGUGCUUGAGAAGGUGGAAGAAGUGUUCAACAAGUGCAGUGAAGGGAAGGCCUAUUUCGGAGGAGAUACGAUUGGAUUUGUUGACAUUGGUUUUGGAAGCUUUUUGAGUUUCAUUAGAGUCUCAGAGAAUAUGAAUGAAAGAAAAUUGCUUGAUGAAACGAAGCACCCUGGUUUGACCCUAUGGGCUGAAACUUUUGCUGCUGAUCCUGCUGUGAAGGGCCUUCUGCCAGAGACUGAAAAGCUUGUUGAGUUUGCAAAGAUUCUUCAGCUAAAAUGGGCUGCUGCAGCUGCUGCAAAGUAAAUGGAAUCAAAUUAAUUGCUGGAUGAAUUUCAAAAAUUGUUGUGCAAGUUAUUUAUAUCUGAGGCUAUGUUUGUUGCAACUUUAUAUAUUUAAAAGUCAAAAUAAAUGUUAUGAUAAUAUAGUAAAAAAAUAUUUUAGAAAUUUGUUCUGCAUUUUGAGCUGUUAUGUCUGAAAUUUUACGUAAGGGAUCAACAUUGUCGUGAAGGGUUGAAAUGGCGAAUGAAUCCAAUUAUAAUGCCAAAAUAGGAAAGCCAAAUGGUUUGCAUUUGCAUGGCAUAAUCUAUUAAAUUGCAGAUUCGUUCUUUUGCUUA